UUUCAUUUUUUUUCCCCCCCCUUUUAGUACAUUCAAACAACCAAUUAUUCUUUGCAAAAACUAUAACUAAACACAACUUCAUAAUUCCAAAUAAAGUGAAAAAUAUCUGGUUUCUAUGGCCAAACGCCUACUAAGAUUAGGGAAGAAGAUAGAUGAGAGAGGAGAGAGAAACAUAAUUGGGGAAGAAGAACGUUAAAGAGGAGGAAGUUGUUACCAAUUGUUCAAUGCCUUCUCCAGAAAGUAGUUAUAGGAUCCCUUGCGCAAAGACAACCCUUGAACCUCAUUACCUCUAAUUUGAUCUUAUGUGUCCACGUGUUAUAAUUCUGUGCUUCAUCUACUCUUGUUUAUUUAGCUCAUUUUUGGGUUAACACUUGAGCUCAUUACAUUUUCGUCUUUGAUGGCUAAAACUGCAGGAGGUGGAUUUGGCAAAUAAAGACAGAAAAAUCGACCCUUCAUUUUCUGUAAUCUUGCGAAGCAGGAUCAGAACACAUACUUGAGCAUAACUCUUUAACGCUUCUGAUGUGAAUAUUGAGGGUUCCUUGUUGGAAUUUAUAAGUAUUUGGUAAGCUUGAAAGGAACUUUGUGAGUGAAGAGCUAUGGCUUCAUAUAAAUGUGCCAAGAAGUCUCAUAAAACCGCUACAGUUGAACAAGAAGUGUGUCGUAUUGCAAAAGAAAUUGAAGGCAAUGAUGAUCUUGUAACCAAGAUUCUACUCUUCCUCCCAGCAAGACCUCUGUUUAGGUUCAAACUUGUUUCCAAACGUUGGAUGUCCCUCAUUUCUGAUCCCUAUUUUUCUUCCCUUUGGAGCCCUGAACCCUCCCCAAUUGCACUGAUUCUACAGGUGUUGUCUCGUCCCAAAGACCCUUGUUGUAUUUCCCUCAAAGAUGAAGCAAUAACUGUGAUCCAUCGUGGAGUCAUUGAUUUUGUCAAAGACGAUCCCAGUGAUUGUGUCGAAAUUUUGAAUUCCUGUGGUGGUUUAAUUGUUUGUCACCGUCUGAAACAAAUAGUAGGUAAAGCGAAAUGGAUCAACGAGUACAUUGUCUGUAACCCAACUACAAAGCAAUUUACUACUCUUCCAAAACCAAUUAUGACUUCAUUUGACAUGACUUUGGCCUUUGAUCAUUCAAUAUCUCCUCAUUACAAAGUUAUUAAUGUUAGCCUUUUCCAUAUUGAGAUAUACUCUUCAGAGACAAACUCGUGGAAGCAAUGUCGAGCUCAGUUUCCAAAACCAUUUCAAAGCCCACACGUUUAUGGUCACGAUAGAAGGUUGAAACUCAAGGCUUGAGGGGAAUGAAAUCCAUCUUUGCUUUCAAAGUUUCUUAACAAAGGUUGUGGAAACAAUUUUUGAAAUGUGCGAAACCUCCAAUAUAUGCUUCAGCUGAAAGUUCCAAGCUCGAGUAACACAAGCCCUCUGACAAGAGGUAAAACAUUAUCAGAAGGAAACUAAAAGGAAAUGGUGAGUGUUAUCCGAAACUAUAUAUGCGACAUCUGUGCCUACAAGCGUAUUAUACAAAAUUUGAAAUACUUGCAGUAUUGACAACAUUCAAAUACCUCAUAUUUUUUAAUGAGGUGUCUGACUUGUAUUUGUAGUCCCAAUUCAAUUCCUCUGCUAUGCAGGAAUUUGCACAUAAUCCCCUUUCUAGCUGAUAGCUUAAUAUAGGUGACAACACAAACAGAAAAUUCUGUUACAUCAUAGAUAAGAUCAACUCUGAUCCCCGUUAUUCUAAUAAAACAAACAUGGAAUCACCAGGUAAUGAGUUUGUAAAUUGAUCUGCAAUGGUUAGAGAUAGGGUCUGCAAGUAUUACAAGGCUUGACACCACGCUGUUUGUGCUUUGAUUUUGCAACAUCAUAUCCUCUCCUUGAAAUUUUUGCCAAUAACAUCAUAGGAGAAGAUUAUAUUCUGCCUUGGCUGAUACCAUGAGCUGAGUUGCCCUUCUCCAUUGGUAUCAAUGACGCAAACUUUAUGAAGUUCAAAAUCACUUGCGUCUCCUACAAUGUCCCUACUAUUUACUAAGUAGGCGAGUUGUUACGGCAAUACAAUUUAGCACUGUUUAUAAUAGUAUACCACUACCUACUCAGAUGGCGAAGCAAGGGUUGGCACAGCAACAAACCAUAUGUGGGACUGAGAGCCAUGAAGUGGCUAAGUUGGAUAAGAUGCAGAUGCAUUUUGUAUUGGUAUAAGGUUUGCAAGACAGGGAAAACAUGAAUUCGUCAUUUAUGUUAGCCCAUAUAAUGAUUGAGACAAGCUCCGUGUAAUUUGUACCUUUUGCUGCCUCAUAGCAUAGCUUUGGGUUUCAUAAAUCUAUGGCUGAUCCUUCUCUUCUCACACAUUCAGGUGUCUCCUCAAUUUUUAUGGGUGCGUAUAUAUGUUAAUGAUGUAUUUGUUAUGGUAAAACCCACUUGCUGAAAUUCAUAUGCUGAAUAUAGGGCAUUUGCAAGAUUACAUUCACCUAGUGCAAGUAUAUGUUGGAAAUUGUGACAGUGUUGCUGAUGCAAAGGCUGCAGCUACGCCAGUCUAUGUUGCUCGGACUGUUCAAAGUGCUACCAGGUGUGUGUCGGAUCCUCCAAAAGUAGUGUGUUUACACGGGUGCUACAUCAUUUUUGGAAAGUUCGAGCAACAUAGGCGCCAAUGAAACAAAAGCACCGAAUUAAGCCCAUUCUGGACCUAAGCCAUCUUGGAAAUGUCUGCAGAAGUGCAAUGCAGGAUCUGCUGGCUUCAGUAACUAACGGUUCUGGCUAUCCUUCAUUUUCGCCUGUUCAUCCUUUGGAUGAUUUUUAAUAAUAGUGUCUUUGAGAUGUAAGUCUGCCAAUGGUUUCUGAAGGCCCAGUGGAGUAGCUUCUCUUAAUUGACCUCAUUUUGUGGUUUCUGAAGGUCCAGUGGAGUAGCUUCUCUUAAUUGACCUCAUUUUGGUUCAACGGGGAAACGGUAUGAAGAAAGAGAGACAGAGAGAGUUCAUAUA
This is a messenger RNA of Lycium ferocissimum, 2959 nucleotides long. RefSeq names its product F-box protein At5g07610-like. Gene Ontology annotation, molecular function: protein binding. The record is from RefSeq and is a predicted model, not a curated record. The transcript is spliced from 2 exons. The coding region runs from base 597 to 1283 and encodes 228 amino acids. Lineage: Eukaryota; Viridiplantae; Streptophyta; Magnoliopsida; Solanales; Solanaceae.